AUGUCGCCCAGUCCUCCGAUCAUUGGCACUAUCUUUGGCACAACUCUGCUAUGCAUCAUUAUGCAUCUGUACAAUAGUCCGCCAUCAGCUGGAGAGGCGACGAGAGGAUAUCUGCAUGGUGGAUUAGCUAUGGACUUCAUUGGUCAGAAAGGGCCGAGCAGCAAGGUCCAUCUUAUACUGCUGGAUCUACUCGUGCUCUUGGUGCAACUUGUGCAAAUGUCAGCACAUCUAUUACGAGCAAGUAUCACUUCAGACGAAAAUGGUGGAAGGGCGAAGAGCAGGGCGUGGGCAGGAGCCAUCCAAUCGGGCGCCAACAUCACAGAAGUUCAAGGCACUAUCAGAGUCCCACUCAUGAGAUGCGAGGGUGGCGCUCAAGAGUGCUCCGGCUUCGCCUGGGUCGGUAUCGAUGGAGAGAACUGCCCGGAGGGUUCACUUCUGCAGACCGGCAUCGCCUGGUUUGGUCAAAAUGGAAAUGUCAGCUACAAAGCUGCUUUCGAAUGGCUUCCAAGUCCGGCGAAGUACUUUGAUAUCGCGUUGAACCCUCAAGAUUUCGUCACUGUGAAAGUCACUGCUCACAACGCUACGUCCGGUACUGCCUAUAUCAGCAAUUUGUCUACCGGAAAGAGCGCGUCGCACAACUUCUCUGGUGAACUACUACUCUGCCAAAACACUGCUGAGUGGAUCCUGGAAGAUUUCACUGUCAAGUCUGCAGACGGCACACCUGAGCUGGACAAUUUCGCCAGAUUCAAUGAUAUUGCUUUCAGCAAUGCUAGCUAUGUCCAUUAUGGUGGUAUUUCCGGAGACUUUCAGGGAGCUACGAUGGUGGAUAUGGUGCAAGGAAUGCAGGGAGAGACGCUCCUCGUUGGCUGUGAGAUCAUGGGGCCGGAUGCUGUUCAUUGUCAGUAUGCGCCUGGGGUUCAGGCAUAG
Messenger RNA from Pseudocercospora fijiensis CIRAD86, 927 nucleotides. RefSeq lists its product as uncharacterized. Gene Ontology annotation, biological process: proteolysis. Gene Ontology annotation, molecular function: glutamic-type endopeptidase activity. The record is from RefSeq and is a predicted model, not a curated record. NCBI's taxonomy places the organism in Eukaryota, Fungi, Ascomycota, Dothideomycetes, Mycosphaerellales, Mycosphaerellaceae. The coding region runs from base 1 to 927 and encodes 308 amino acids. The transcript has 3 exons.